ACAGUCUUGCUCUGUUGCCAGGCUGGAGUGCAGCGGCGCGAUCUCAGCUCACUGCAGCCUUCACCUCCCAGGUUCAAGCAAUUCUCCUGCCGCAGCCUCCCGAAUAGCUGGGACUACAGAUAAGAUGCUCCAACUCCCUUGCAGCUCUCUUCAGAAGAAAAAUCACGAGUGCUCUGCCUUUGCCGUAAUACCAGGCCUCUUUGACUUGUGCUUUGGUGCUGCAACACUGGAAGAAUUGCACACAGUUUCCAGGAAUAUCUUUUUUUCAUUUGAGUGAUUCUUUGUGGAUGAAAACAGAGUUGAGUCUUAAUAAUUACCUUGUUUAAAAGCUGUUUUCUUUAUAGUCUGAACUGCUUAAUAAAUUGGGUCACCUACCAAUGAGCCACACAGCCAGUUCUUGUCAGGAGCUGGUUGAAAGCUGUGCUGUGCAUGUAGCAGGAAUGGCACAAGAAGAUAGCCGUCGUGGUCAAGUGCCAUCUUCCUUUUAUCAUGGUGCCAACCAAGAACUUGACCUGUCCACCAAAGUGUACAAAAGGGAAUCAGGAAGUCCUUAUUCUGUGUUAGUGGACACCAAGAUGAGCAAACCACAUCUCCAUGAAACAGAAGAACAGCCAUAUUUCAGGGAGACAAGAGCAGUGUCUGAUGUGCAUGCUGUUAAGGAAGACCAGGAGAAUUCUGAUGACACAGAAGAGGAGGAGGAAGAGGAAGAAGUCUCUUACAAAAGGGAGCAGAUCAUAGUGGAGGUAAACCUUAAUAAUCAAACAUUAAAUGUGUCUAAAGGGGAAAAGGGUGUCUCUUCUCAGUCCAAAGAGACUCCUGUUCUUAAGACAAGCAGUGAGGAGGAAGAGGAAGAGAGUGAGGAAGAGGCCACAGAUGACAGCAAUGACUAUGGAGAGAAUGAAAAGCAGAAGAAAAAGGAGAAGACAGUAGAGAAAGUCAGCGUUACACAAAGGAGAACGAGGAGAGCUGCCUCUGUUGCCGCAGCUACCACUUCCCCUACUCCCAGAACUACAAGAGGUCGUAGGAAGAGUGUAGAGCAACCUAAGCGUAAGAAGCGGGCCACAAAGGAGCCCAAAGCACCAGUCCAGAAAGCUAAGUGUGAAGAGAAAGAGACUCUGACCUGUGAGAAGUGCCCCAGGGUAUUUAACACUCGAUGGUACCUGGAGAAGCACAUGAACGUUACUCAUAGGCGCAUGCAGAUUUGUGAUAAAUGUGGCAAGAAGUUUGUCCUGGAAAGUGAGCUGUCCCUUCACCAGCAAACAGACUGUGAAAAAAACAUUCAGUGUGUUUCCUGUAACAAAUCGUUCAAGAAACUCUGGUCCCUUCAUGAACAUAUCAAGAUCGUCCAUGGAUAUGCAGAAAAGAAAUUUUCCUGUGAAAUUUGUGAGAAGAAAUUCUAUACCAUGGCUCAUGUGCGGAAACACAUGGUUGCACACACGAAAGACAUGCCAUUUACAUGUGAAACCUGUGGAAAAUCAUUCAAACGCAGUAUGUCACUCAAGGUGCACUCCUUGCAGCAUUCUGGAGAGAAGCCCUUCAGAUGUGAGAACUGUGACGAAAGGUUUCAGUACAAGUACCAGCUACGCUCCCACAUGAGCAUUCACAUUGGGCACAAACAGUUCAUGUGCCAGUGGUGUGGCAAGGAUUUCAACAUGAAGCAGUACUUCGACGAACACAUGAAAACACACACUGGAGAGAAACCCUUUAUCUGUGAAAUCUGUGGCAAAAGCUUCACCAGCCGCCCCAACAUGAAGAGACACCGAAGAACACACACAGGCGAGAAGCCCUAUCCAUGUGAUGUGUGUGGCCAGAGGUUCCGCUUUUCGAACAUGCUUAAGGCCCACAAGGAGAAGUGCUUUCGGGUGACCAGCCCCGUGAAUGUGCCACCUGCUGUCCAGAUCCCACUUACAACUUCCCCAGCCACCCCAGUUCCUUCUGUGGUGAACACACCCACAACCCCCACCCCUCCAAUCAAUAUGAAUCCUGUAAGCACUCUUCCCCCUCGACCCAUCCCCCACCCCUUCUCACACCUGCACAUCCACCCACACCCUCACCACCCACACCACCUUCCUAUCCCUCCGGUCCCUCACCUCCCCCCACCUCCAGCUCUCUUUAAGAGUGAGCCUUUAAAUCAUAGAGGCCAGAGUGAGGACAACUUUCUGCGGCACCUGGCAGAGAAGAACAGUUCAGCACAGCAUCAUUAACAUCCGUCUCCUUAGUGUGUUCUCCAGGAGACAUGUCCCCAUGUGUGAGUGUGCACAGAGGGAGUUGGUGAGCAUUUCCUUAGUUCUCAGACUCUCUGCCUCUACCAAGAGCUUCGCCAGUGUCAUUGAGUCAACAGAUCCAAGGGAAUGAACAAGAAGACUACCUUGAGCUCACUGAGGGACUGUCAUCUAAACCAGGGGAACCACUGAACAAAAGCCCAAUUUGCUUGCAUUUUCUGAUGACUUAUAAGUUUCAAAUACUCAGACUUGUGGAAUUUUAUAAUUUCAUAUCAGCUGAUGAGGUAUGCUUGCUUUUAUAUCCCAGACUUCUCCUCAAAGAGGGGAUAGGCCUGGUUUCCUUUGUACUAAUCGGGAAGGCUGUGAGAUUAAUCCAGAGCAUUAAUUGUAUCACUGUGUAUGGUAAGGAAUUCUUUUCAGCUUUUGGUGCCAGCUACAGAGUUGAGCUGGCUGUGUUUUCACAGUAUAUCAAGCAUUAUAGAGAAAGACAGACAUGUUCUUCUUUGUGUAGCUCUCCUAACGCACUCUUUAUUUUACUACAGAAAUUAUUUUAGAGUUUUUGUAUAGACUUCUUUAGUAGUCUGUUUCUAAAAUGAAAUGUAUUUCAAUAAGCGGUGUAAUUUUUUCAGUGUAGCUGAACCUAUGUUGUAAAAUAGAAAAAAAAUUUUAUAAUCAUCAAAAUGUGAUUCUUAAAGAUGCAUAUAACUUCUAUAAUUCAAAGUUAUUCUUACAUCCGUACAACUCAAAAGGUGCUUCAGAAACCAGAUGUAUCUGAGAGGGUCUCCAGACCAGGUUACUGCAAAAACGAGGUUUUGCUUUCAGGAUUUGGCAUAAAUACUUGGUAGUUUUGAAAUCUCUGCUUAACACUCAAAGAGGCUCCCUGAUGUGCUCCUGUCCUCCAUGUUCUCCUUGGCUCCGUUAGUGCAUUACAUGAAAUGAUUUGCAGGGGCUGGGGCCUUUUCCAGGGAAGUCACCUAAAACUUGCAUGUUUUGAAAAUUUGAAUAAGGCUGUUUGCUGACAGGAGGAGGAAGUAGUGGAGAUCAUUUCAUCUCAGUCACGUCUGUUUCUCACUUCCCUUAGGAACUGUGUUCAUGUAUAGCUUUUAUGGGAUGACAAAUUGAAAUCUCUCAUUUUGAGAUUGCUUUAUUUUUCUAGAAUUGUUAUAAGAAGCUAAAAUGGUAAACUUGAAAUCACAAACAUGAUGUUGCUGUAGGGGCUGAGAAAUUCGGAUGAGAAGACAAAUUGGUUAUGAGUUUUUAAAUGUCUGUGAUAUGUAAAAUGUGGAUUUGUUCACAACUUUGAGCUAUUUUAACACAAUUUAAAUAGCAGUGAGGGAAAACUCCUAAGUUUUACUGCCCUGUCUGCAAAUUAUGUAAUACCAGCAUUCUUAGGUGAUAAAGAGAGCAGCACCUCUAAUACCUUUAGGCAGGUUACUUUUUCAAGCUUGGAGAACUUCAAAAGAACAUAAUCAACCAGGAGCUUAUUAUAGGAAAGGCUGAACAGAAGGGCUAGUGUAUUGAUUACUCCUAACUGAUCAAAUCUAUCUCAGUGUAGCUUAAAAUUUUGUAUUUCUUAUCUCAGAGAACUGAGUUCCCAAGCUAAAUCACUUAUCCCCUACCCGCUCUCCAAUUUUGUUUUUUUAAGAAACAAGGUCUUGCUAUGUUGCCCAGGCUAGAGUGCAGUGCUGAUCACAGGUGCAAUUAUAGCACAUUACAGCCUCCGACUCCUGGGCUCAAGCAAUCCUGCCUCAUCUAACCAAGUAGCUGGGACUACAGGCGCAUGCUACUAUGCCCAGUCCAUUUUUUAAUCUUGAAAUGUCCUUAUUUUUCUUUCCUUGGGUUCUUAAAGUAAUUGCCUGAAUCAGAAUGCUGGCUUUUAUUUAUUUUUUUAUUUUUAAUAUUAAAUGUGCAGAUACGCUUUGAGCACUUUUCUAAUUAGCUCUGUGGUAGGAAAAAAUGGAAGUCUUUCAAUCGAGGUUAAGUCCCUAUUUUUCAAACAUCACAUUCUCUAUUAGCUUUUUGGUUUAAUGUUUCUAAAUUUUCUCCUUCUGAUUUUGCCUGUCUUAUAUAAUGAGCAUAGGAAAAUUUUGGAAUGAGGCAGAAAAGUAUCUGAAGACAUACUUUUCUCCCUGUUUUUGGAUGUAAGUUUUAAAGAAUGGUAUUUUUAAUAUUUGUACACAUUCUUUGAGCACCCAGGUACCCAAGCCAGUAAGGAAAGUUAAUUCCUUGCCUAUGACUGUUAUAUCUUUAGUGGUUGUUUCCCCCUCCUUCCACAGUCUCCUUGGCAUUCUGUGACAAGUUUGUCAACAUACACUUUUAUAUAAACAUAUCAUUUCAUGGUCAAGCCUGUAGUAUUAAAAUAAUUUUUUUUUAAAAGAUAACUUACAGCUUGGUUAAUUGGUUAUACUUUAUUUUUUUCUUUUUUUUUUCCUUUUUUUUUUUUAUUGAGACAGAGACUUGCUCUGUCGCCCAGGCUGGAGUGCAGUGGCAUGAUCUUGGCUCACUGCAACCUCUGCCUCCCGGGUUCAAGCGAUUCUCCCGCCUCAACCUCCCAAGUAGCUAGGAUUAUAGGUGUGCGCCACCAUGCCCGGGUAAUUUUUGUAUUUUUAGUAGAGAUUGGGUUUCCCCAUAUUGGCCAGGCUGGUCUCAAACUCCUGACCUACCCGCCUGAGCCUCCCAAGUGCUGGGAUUACAAGCGUGAGCCACUGCGCCUGGCUGCCUUAUUUUGUUCUAAAUAAAUUUAGUUAUAUGGGCAGCAAUUCUGAAUUCUAGACUUGAGACCACGGAAUCAACCAUUUCAUGAGGUGUACUAUAAUUACACACUGAAAUAUUCAGGUAGUCAUCUUUGAUUUUCCAUUCAAGUAAAUAUAGCCAUAAGAAAAUAAUCUGCUAUACAGGAAAACCAGUAUUAAGCAAAUAAUCACCACCAUCCUUAACAGAGCAAAGGAAAAAAAAAGAUUAUUUUUUAAAAUAAAAUUAGCGUUGUUACACAGUACAGUUCUUAGUGAAAUGUACUGUGGAACAAUUUAGAAACUUCCUUUUUUUUCCUUCUAGAUUAAGUUACUUUCCUUGACUUGAGGCUUGUGGUCUUCAGGAAAACUGCUCAGAAUAUAAUGACUCCUCAUCAGUAUCAUAUUUCGUAUGAAUAAUGAAAUGCAUUAAGGAUAUUCAUGACAUGAAUGCUUCUGAAUAUAAGAACUGUAGGAUUAAGCCUUAAACAUACACACGUGCAACAGAUUUAACAUGCUUCAGACACUCAGGGUUGAAAAUUUGGUUGGGGUCCUCUUUGUAAGAUAAAAGUUGAAUUAUGUGGUAUGUUCUCUUCCAUAUAUGCUACAGCACCCCAUGAAUGCUUCAAAAUGUUUUACCUACUCAUCUGUUCAUGAAAAAAAGAAUUAUGGAGAAGUUCAAGUUCUCAGCCUUUAUCUGUACAGGUCAAAGACAACAGAGGCCGGAUUUAAGCAUUAUAUAGACAGCAAAUUGAUGCUGCCCCUUGUUACUUCAUUUUACUGUCUUCAAAGGCCUGUGUCGUUGUUAGGAUUAACACUUACUUGAGGAUGGGUUGGCAUCGUUUUUUAUGGGUUGAUUUGUUUGUGUUUGUCUUUUUUUUUCUCAUAGAUUUAUCAGUCAAAUGUAAACUCUUCCUUAGCCUUAAUGAAGGCUGCUGCUUUCUCAAAUUGAGUCAGGUAGGCUCAGUCUAAGUUAGAUUUUUAAAUUUGAAUGAAGAAAAGACAGCAAUUUAAAGGCAUUUGGCUUCAUUUCCACAUACAUUUGUGACUGGAUUCUUAUUGUUAGCAAGCAGGGGCGAUCUCCACAAAAAAACCUUGCUGUAGUUCAAAGAAGCCUGUGCAAAUCAGUUACCUGUACUUUUAUAGUCUACCACUUACAUGAACUGUUUUCGAUUAAUGACUGAGCAUGGACAUUACCAUAGUUGUACCUUUUCUUUAAAACCACAUUUGUUGGAAGUAUCUUUUUCUAGUGAUUAGAACUUUCCCUGUAAUUUGAUUGUCCGUCAUAUACUAACCGAAAGCAAAAUGCUCGGAAGAGAUGCUUAUAAACUAUGAAUUUUUUUACUUCUUGAAAUUUUUUUCAGUUUUUGUUUGUUUGAAUAGAUAUGUAUGUUUAGUUUCAUUAUGAUUUCACUGGAAGUUUUAAAUUUUGAGAAGAUGAAGCAGAGAUAGAAAUCCAAUGCAGAUGUAUGUAUAUAUACCCCAUCUUGCAGAUUUCGGUUAGUAAAACACAGAAUGAUAGGUCGGUUGUUAUGUUAAAAAAAACUAGAAAAGUUAAGUUAGAGAAACCUUUCUGUUUGAACUACUGUAUAGAAAAGACAACUUUUAUUGCAUUGCUGGUCCACAUAAAUAUUUCAAUGCUGUUCUAGACUGUAUGAGAAGUACUCAAUGAAAAAGGGGAUAUAUGACAUUUAAGAAUUUUAUCAGCUAAUUACCGUUUUAAAAAAUCAACUCAUUUGGGAUUCUUCAGACUAUAAAAUUACGAAAGUAAAGUUUGGGUUUUAAUUUUCCUUUGCCUGAACCAAGAUAGGAAAUUUCUCAAAAGUUUUUUUUUUUUUUUUUUAGGAAUGAAAGGUCAUAAGCCAUUACAGAUAGUGGCAUUAUUAUGCAAUAACAACACCCUAGCUAACCUGCUUUUGUCAUCUGUAGCACUUACAAUAAAUAACGAUGACCUUCCAACCCUGGACACUACCUCGAUAAAGCAAACCAGAGAUCCUCUCUACACUUUCUAUGGAAGCCAUAAAAGUUGCCAUCAAUAUAUCCACAUUCAUAGUUCUCUACUUUUAUACUUUCUAGACUUUUUUAUAGACUUUGUGAUCAGAUCUUUUUGUCCUAGAGGGUAGGUUUUACAAGAUUCAAAGGAAAAUCAAACUCCUUGGUUGUUCCAGCUUUGAAGCUUUUGCUUCAGUAAAUUUGUUUCAAGAACCAGAUCACAUACCGUUUAUCAAAUUCUUUAAGUCAGAACGACUUUGCAGACAUGCAUAUUUGGAAAACAAACUCUUUCUUGUUCCCUAGGUAGAAUAUAUAUUGUAAGAAACUACUUAUAAGGUAGCUUUCUUUCUGCGUUGUUACUUUAUGUACUACUCGAUAAUAUAUGUAUGGUCACAUGUUCCUGGAGUUUUUAUUUCUUAUGACACCUCUCUCUAAUCCUCCAGUGUCACUGCAGCUUCAGUCUCUCUCACUCUGUUUUUGAGUGCCUUCAAGAUGCCAGCAUCCUGGAACAUUCUUUUCCUGAUCUAAAUCCUACCUCUCUUUUAUUCUCCAUGAGUAUUGGAAUUCACCCUUAUUUCCAGUGGGCUUAACUCUACAAACUAGCUAAAACCUUGGAUAAGAAUUUUGACCAUAUUUCUGUUUUGUACCUCCAUGUCAUUUUUAGGUUAUAUUUUUAACUUUUAAUCUUAUUUCUUCACAUAUUACAUAUCUGUUGAAAGAUUUUAUCCUUAUUUCACUCUUCACCUUCCUUACUUUGACCAGAAAUUCGACGUUCCUUUAAAAUUAAAGAUCAUUGAAUAUGUCAUUUGAACAUCUGUUUCUCAACUGAAGUCUUCCUGAAUGCCUCCCCUUUCUGAUGAAGGGAACCUGAGUGCUGCUGUUGCUCUGUCCUGUUCCCAUGUGCACUCUCUGUUCCAUACACGUUUUGUGAGACUGUACUCUUUAUUUUAGUCAAAUUAAUUUGAAAUUGCUCUCUGGGUUUCUGCUCUCUCAUGGCCCUGUCCCACAAAAACUUCUGUUUACUUUUUCUAGCUCUUUUCAUCUAAUUCAUUUAAAACGUAUGAUGGAUACAUAAUAUAUGAAGGAUGUAAUAAAAAGGAGGUUGCGGUGUUUUCCGCGUGAUAUGAUCCAGCACCUCCUUGAUAAAACAUUUAGCAAUUGGCUAGUCUUUCACAGCCAGAGUGGAAGUCUGUGCUGUGUACAGGUCUUCUCCUCCCUUUCAGUUCUCCAAAACUGGAGAAGCAGGAAAAAAAAUGAACUCUUUAAAAUGAGAUUUGAUUGCAUUUUUUACGUGAAUGAAAGCUUGGAGUUGAACAUUUGGGCCUUAGUCAACAUUUUUCCUUUCUGACUUAAAAUCUCAUGUCCUUUUCCUUAAAGUUAAUAGUACUCAGGUUUUUAAAGACUAAUAACCACACAAGGUGUGUGUUGAAGAAGGCAGCUGUUAAUACAUCCUCCAUCUUUCCUGCCUGGCAACAGACAGUAUAUUAUUGGUGAGAUAGUGCAAAAUUGUGAGAUUGGGUUAUGUUUGAUGAUGAAUAAAUUCAAGAUUUUUGAAGGCUUCACUGCUAUUUGGGAUGGGAAGAUGAGUUUACAAAAUGAAAAAGGUAAAUUUUUAUGUUACAGAAAUCAGUAACAAGGGUUUCUGGUUGUUGUGUUAAAUACUUUUCACUUAAUUCGCCUUGAUGUUUCUUCCUCAUUACUUAUCUGGAAGUUUGCCUCUUGGAUAGUAACUAGCUACUUACACUAUCUACUUUAAAAUUUGUGGCUUUUUAGAGUCCAAGGCCAUAAAACCAUGGAGAGCUGUGCUUGCAUGUCAUUUGGAGGAACCACAUCUGUGAGACAGCCUGCUGUCUUGUAUGCCUUCAUUAGGAAACAUUUGACACAUGCAUCCAAGGGAGUUCCUGCCCCUGAGAAGUGUCCCCACAGCUUUCCAGUUGCAGGUUACUUUCACACUAUGUCAGCUUCUCUGGUGAGAUCGCGGACGUUACAUAUUACUUGAAAAUGAUUUCAUAGUAAGUGAGGAUGGGGCAAGAAGGGGCGUGGAAGCUGAAUUUUGCUGAACUUCAGAAGGAAAUCUGAUACUUGCCUUGGCUAGUUCUGAUCAGCUAAAGAACCUGUGUCUGUACUGGUGUGCCAAAGAAUCAAAUUGUUUCUGGAAUAUCCAGCUCCUCUGAAUGAACACAGCUUCCUCCCUCCCUGUCUUUUACAGGUGAGAAGGGACCGUCUGAUGAGAAUGAUAGACUUCAACUCACAUCCUGUAUAGGACUUGAGACGGUUUAAUUGCAUUUGAAAGUUGGUGGAAAGUAUUUUUAUUCUGCUAGAACUCCUAACCCUCCUAGAAACAUCUUUUCAUGCUCUAUUAUUCAGUUCAUUAGGUUAAAAAUAAAUAGUGUGACAUAAUUUUGGUGUUUACUUCUUAAGUUGUCUCCCCAACGGCAUAUUAUGCAGCCUCUGAAAAUGGGAUGAUUUCUUCUCAACCUUCUGUAAAUUCGAAUAUGCAUUUUACUCAUUUCUUGACAUGGGCUGUGUGACUGUUUUCCAUCAGCAGUUCUGGCUUUGCCCACAAGGGAGCAAUAAAGUGCUUUAGUUUUAUUCUCAACCUUAUAAAGAAAGAUCCCGCUUUUAAAACUUCUGCAGUAGCCUCUCGGCUCAAAGCUCACUCAUAUAUUUUGAUUAUUUAAGAAAUUUUCCUUAUUACAAAGUCCAGUCGUUCAGCCCUCACAAUGCAAGCAGUGAUUGACAUGUGGGCCUGGAGUCCUUGUGGGUCAGGCAUCUUAAAUAGACUUUUUUUGUAUUGAUGACACCCAGAUUGAAAGCCAGGACCUUCCCAUUGGGGCAUCUUUGUGUGCUGAAGGCAGAGCAGGCAGGUUUCCCUUCUUAUCUCCUCCGCAGGCCACCACCGUCACAUCUAAAGAAGGAGGGACAAGAGCACUGGGGAACUCGAGUAUGAGUAUGAGUGAGGAAAUGCUUCUCACCUUCUCUGCUCCAAAGGGACAUCUGUUACAUCAGGGAGCAAGUCCUCUAGGUCAGACUCUGCGUCCUGACCAGUGCAACAGGCACUCCAGGUUAGAAACUGCGCUCCCUGUCAGUUGCUUGUCUAAGGGCUCACAACCCCCAUCAGCUCUCUGGUCAGGAGUUCUAUUUGUGCUUAUUGCAGUAGCAUCUUCACAACAAACAGGUCAGUAAUUGACCUGGGAAGAUGAAAGCACAGGCAGUAAAUAUUACCCCUGGAGAGCCAGGAGGCAUUGACACCUGGAAUGGCCUUUUUAACUGAUUUCUGCCUGGCCCUCUGACCCGCAGCCAGGUCUGAACCUGAGCACAGAGAGUGGUGUCUACUUGUAACACUUGACACAAAGCAAAGCUGAAGCUGUGAUUGGUUUAGGCAGCAAGUGGCCAGGUGCAACUUGUUUGUUUUUAUUUUUGUUUCCCCCAACAGUACUGAGAUCACUUGCACUUUUUCUCAUUUCUUAAGAAAAGAAAAUCCAGUUUGCUUGCCAUGACUUGUUUAGCGUUAGGUUUACAAAGCUUGUUGUUGAAUGUUGAAUAUUUGUCCAAAGGAGUUUGACAAAACAGAAGCUGCUUGGUCCCUGUUCUGCCUGCUCGGCCAUAAGGAUUAAGGCCAUGUGGCUGGGGUACUUAUGUCAAGUCCAGAAUGGGGCAGUGUCCCUCUCCUACCUCUCUGCGGAGACGCAAUUGAAGGUCAAGUAGACUCAGCGUAGGGCAGGCAUCUGCCAUGCUGCAAAGAAGUUUAGAGGAGUCUUUGGGUUGGGGAGGUGACAGGUAGGUAGGACAGGAUCUCUUAAGAUGGGAAAGAUACUGGGAAGAGGAGGGCUGCUUGGCCCCAGGGAACUGCAGUGAGGUGGAACUGAGCUCAGCUCCUGAAUCUCCAGACGAGCCCGUGCUGCCCAGCUUCCCUGAGUCGUCUUUUCUCUAGCAUCCUGUCAGAUCCCUCAAUGUACUGAUUUCCCCCUUGUGUUAACUAUACCAAUAUUAUUUUUUUAGCAAUUGAAAUGCACUUUUUUAUUUCAACUCAAUCAUGAUUUUAAGUAUAAAAAAUUUAUAGAUUGUUAAAACUACUUUUUUGUGUAUUUUUAACCACUCAAUGUAGCAUUGUAUAUUUUAUUCUUGUGAGACUCUGGUACAAGGUGUGCCGCUUAAUGAUUUUUCUGAGAUGCUGGGCCUUUGGAUGUGUACGGUAACCAACUUAAUGCUAAUGUUCAAAGUAAAAAAAAAAAAAAAUGCCAUA
Messenger RNA from Callithrix jacchus (white-tufted-ear marmoset), 11189 nucleotides. It is a transcript of the gene ZNF652, whose product is annotated as zinc finger protein 652. Gene Ontology annotation, biological process: regulation of transcription by RNA polymerase II. NCBI's taxonomy places the organism in Eukaryota, Metazoa, Chordata, Mammalia, Primates, Cebidae. The record is from RefSeq and is a predicted model, not a curated record. Gene Ontology annotation, molecular function: RNA polymerase II cis-regulatory region sequence-specific DNA binding; DNA-binding transcription factor activity.